Odontomachus brunneus is the source of this 7580-nucleotide messenger RNA. RefSeq lists its product as uncharacterized. The transcript is spliced from 6 exons. NCBI's taxonomy places the organism in Eukaryota, Metazoa, Arthropoda, Insecta, Hymenoptera, Formicidae. Bases 651 to 1871 code for a protein of 406 amino acids. The record is from RefSeq and is a predicted model, not a curated record.
UCGCUGCAAUCAUUUCGAAAAUGCGUAUAUCGUCAUAUAUGUAGUACAGUGAUGAAAAAUACUUCCUCAUAGCGAACUAUCCAUAGCGUUCGUAGUUGGAGAUACAUUUGAGUCUGUGUUUCGGUCUGUUUUUCUUCAAAAGAUUUCCCCUCCAAAAUUAUAAGGUCAACUAUAAGUUGAAACGUGAAAAUGUCCGUGUAUCGCUAUUGUGGUAUCAAUGCCACGAGAUUCGGCUUCGAAAGCUGAGCAAGAACGCGAGAGAUGUUCGUAUCGCAUAAUAUGCGCGAAAGACAGGAAAUAUCUACGGGAUAUUUACGGGAAAUAUCUGAGAGUUUUCGAGAUAUUUAUAAACCGUUAAAGGUCGGACGUUAUCGCAUUCCGCGAUGUUAAGCGAAGUCGCUUUCGCGAGACGACGGAAUCGCGGAGCCACGCAAAUCCAUCUACCGAUUUCACCCCUACUCUCUUCUCUCUAUCCACCCAUCCAUCUUUCGCUCUAUUUGAAUCUUAGUGUUCAAAUGAUUCGGCAUACAUCGUCAGUCGCUGGGAGCUUUUAGCAAAGAUCAUAAUCCGCGAGGCAGCGGCAAAAUCGGCGGAACGGUCUGGCAUUCAACAGGCCUCGAACCAGUGACCUAAAUCCUCGAUGGUUCGCGAUGAACGCUUUUCUGGGAAUGGGGAGUGUCGGCAGCAACGUGACAGGGACGACGACGACAGACCCGACGACGUUCCUGCCAGAUACAACGCCGACUCUGAGUGAGCGCGAGCAGCUCAAAAUCGAAUUCUACAAAACGUACGACGUGAUGACGGGGGUACGGAUCGCCGCGACCCUCGGCGGCUUUUUCAGCUUGAUGGUGUUGCUAGUGGUGUACAAGAGCAGAUGCAAAGCGAGCAAGCAACUGGAAGAUCCGGCGCUGACUGCGGCGGCAGCUGCGGCGGUCGCGGAAGCUGAAGCCGAAGAACAGGCACUCGCCGCUGCUCUUGAAGCGAUCGCCAGAUUACCAUCCAGGCCGGGUCGUGGUCCAAGAAGGUCGUUGUGCGUCGAGAUGAACCAGUCUCAUUCACCUGUGGUGCCACCUCGCUUCGCCUCAGUCGGAGGUGGGUACGACGCUCUGCUGGCACCGCCAAUCAGGCAACCGAGACUGACUCCCCCCGACGAUCACAGAAGAUGUAGCUCGGUUACUUGUAGCAGUACUGGAAGUAGUUAUCUGGAACGAAGGGGUUCAGCCAUGGCGAUGCCGUGCCUUCCGCCUCCUCCAUCCUUUCCGCGUCACGCUUACGAUGAGCCAUGGGAUUUAUAUUACCCUAUCGAUAUCCAGGUAAUACAGCCAACUCCGGAUUUAUCGCCGUGCGGCAGCGAGGCCGGUCUUUACGGCGCUGCGGUCGGCAACCUUAUGGCGGCAUCGUCGUCGGGUAGAAGAGCGCCGUUGGCGUCGAUGGGCAGCGUAGAUCCUCCCGAUCCGGAUUCUAGAUCUCUCGGCUCUGACUCCGUGUUCCUGAAAAACGAGGAAGAGGAGGAGCAGUGCGUCGACACGGAGGACGAGGUCUCGGGCUUCUCCACGGACUCGGACGCGCCCGAGCCGAAUUGUCGGCGAUUUUUGCGGGUGCCUUCUAAGAAAAAGCGGACCCUCGAAAGAUGGGAUGGUUGCGCGGGCUGUGUGCCCAGACGACGAGCCGGUAGCAAACCCUGUCAAGCUUGCUUGACCAUCAGCGCUGCCGUUGAAACUUCUAGGUCGCAGCCUGUUUCGACGACGACCAGUAGCAGUCAAAGUAGCGUGGGAUCCCCGCCGUGUUCACCGCCGAUCGAAUUGAGACACAGACCACCAGCGCCAUUGCCAUCGAUACCGCCAAUUUGGUCCCAGGAAACGCUCUUUUAAGAUGUCUUUCGUCGCGAGCAUGUCCGAUCCGUUUUUACUCAGACACCGAGUUAAAUACGGAGUGUCGACAUCCGAGGAAAUCAUUUGCCUGAGAAAUCGAGCCUCAGCGCUUGGUAAGACUCCCAAACUGCCUCGUUGUGUCUCUAAAAAAUAAUAAUCUCCUUGGAUUUCAUCGAUGUUAAAUGACGUCGCGUAGACUCGCCGCAAGGAUUCAUCCGUUGAAUCGAGCAGCGGACCUCGAUCGUAAUUUGAACGGUCUCAACGAACUUUGUACAGAAUCGUCGUCGAGACAUUGAAACAUCUAAAUUUCGCGGUCACCAAAUUACAAAUGAACCAAAUUGUACCUGCGAACACUGUCAAAUCUGGAUAAAUGACAGAGAUGUCGGAAUUAUUGCGUAAAAGAUGAGAGCUGUCGAGGCUGAUGUAGCCAAGGAGGGAGGAAGGAAACCUACGGGAACGGAAACGCGAAAAGCGGCAGACGUGGGAGAAGCGAGCGACGGGAAGCAUUUUUGCACGGACGCGAAGAAAUAUCGGAGAUUUCCGAUAUUACGACAGUACGCCCGUCCCGGAACCGGAGCAAACUCAUCUUAAAGCAGUCCAGAUCGAAGCGUUUCGCGUCGACUUGGUGAUACACGCUGUGGCGAGUACGGAACUCGGGUCGGAUUACCCAUCGGUUCAAAGGUUCCGAACCGUUCCGGCGUUUCGCGUGAUGAGGCUGGCGGUGACUUAAGUUUAGUUUACCUGAGCCCUCACUCACCGUCAUACACUCUAGACGUCUGCCUAUCCUAGCGAAAUAAAUGCGCGAACAAUGCAGCCGGCCUAGUUUAUCUCGGAUUUCACCUAAUUAUACUUUGGAUCUUAGCUACCAGCAUCCCUAACGCGUGCAGGCUGCGCAGCACUGCGAGAAUUGCUUCUCAUCCGCAAGCCGCGCCACCGCGACCUCAUUUGAUCGAAGAAAAUUGGCCGGCUUCGUUGUUCCCUUCGUCACAGCCGCAUCUGUUAGCGAGUCUCUCCUCGGUGCGACGUCGCUCCUUUCGACAAUGCACGUCGUUUACGACGCACGGCGCACGCUCGAUUAUAUUCGUGAUCCAUUAACAACGAAAGCAAGCAAAUGCACUUCCUCGUUUGGACAUUCGUGGACAACCCAAUUGGCAUCCGCAAGACCCGCGGUAUUUCGCGGCGGGACUGCCGAAUUUGGGACGAGGACGCACGGUGAUCUAUAAUCGCACAAAAGAAAUCCGAGACGGAUACUUGCUCCAAUCGACCAGGGUGAGAAACCGUGAAACUCGCAGCUCGGGAGACAGUCGUCGGGGAAACCGCGACGAGAGGCGGCGGACCCUACGAUGAUGGCGACGACGACGACGACAACGGCGACGACGACGACGACGACGACAAACGACGUCGCGGGGAAAUAGGGAAUUAUUUUUAUACAGGCGUGACGAUAAUCAGGCUCAUCGGGCUGAUCGUGAUGCUUCUCGUGGAAACAAUAAUACGCGCGCAAUACUUGACUAUAUACGAUGUCAGUGUAACAUGUGAUUGUCGACGGGACGAGCGAACGGAGGAGUGAGGAAAAACAAAACGGAGGCCUGGGAGACUCAGGAGCGGAAAGGAGAGGAAACGGCAGCACUCCCAUUUCGGAUAGCCGUUGUACUGGUUUCCUCCGAGGCGAUUUCUCUCCGGCGGGACACCACCGCCGGUUUUCGCCGCCGGUCCAACGUUACCCGCCAGUGCCAGUAAAUAAAACGUAUUUCUAUUCGUGUAAUCUUGUAAGCUCUUGUAAGGUUUUGGGUGUACGUGUACGUGUCUAUAACCCUCUUGCGUACGAUAGAUAAACGCCGUGCUCGAAGGAGGGGAACCGGUAAUAGGGUGAUUACCGUAAACGGCCACGGCGAACUGAAGUUUCCGAAAGUUUCCCCGAGCACCAGCCGUAUCUUCGCAAAACGUUCUAUUUUAUCGGUCGCUCCGAUAAAGUGGCACGCUGUUGUUCGACAAAUCCCCCACUACGGACUGGAACCAACGAUCGAACUCGUCAUUCGGCGCAAAAAGCAGCGACAAUCCGCAAUCAGGCCCGCUCCAUUAACCCUUGAAAAAUAAAAUGCGAAAUUCUCGAGAAUACAAACCGUAUAGAAUCGGUCGAUUCUAAGAGGAGAGACAAAGGCAGCAGCCGAGAGACUCGGCUCUUUGUAUAUCCGUCACCUCAGUGAUAUUAGCUGACGAGAAGCUCGCUGGGUGUAGAAAACCGAAUUUAUCAAAACGUUAGAGCGUCGGUGUAAAGAACAAAAAAAAAAAAAAGAGAGUUAUAUAGUAGGUGAGACAUAUUUAUCGUUGACGGGGGCAAUUUAUAUGCGCCGUCUAUUUUCGGUAAAAAAAUAAAACGUAGUUCAACCAGACGAGCCAUACCUCUCUCUGCAUCUGGAGACUUUUCCGCGUAAGCUAACAUCACUGCCGGCGGGCCCCUCCCCGGCACGUGACGGCAAAUGAGUAAAACACAAAAAAAAGUAUCUGAAAAAAAUACAGUAAAACAUAUACAUACGAGCGAGACGAGCGCGCGAGAGGACUAUCUACCUAUUGUUCUAGUCAGAAGUUUGUAUAGUAGACGAAUAAGAGACGAGCGAGGAGGAAAUUAUUAUAUCGGGGUAAAAAGAUAUAACGUAAUAGGCGCCACUUACAGUGUCGCGACAGUACUUUUAGAUAGGUGUACAUACACAUCGUAUUACGAAGCGUAUUACGUUGAGCGUCGUGUACGACUCGCUUCCCCGAUUGAUAGGGUGGAGGAGGGGGAGGGGGGAGGGGAGGGCGAGACUCUAACGUCGUCUCUACGCGAAGAGGAGACUUUAUAUUACACUGGCUGCGUUCCAAAAUUCGCCACCCCGAUCCGACGCCAGAGGCAUGAAUUCAACAAGCUGCAAGAAAUAAAGAGAAGAGAACGACAGAAGUUAGAAAGAGAAAGAGAGAGAGAGAGAGAGAGAGAGAAAGAGAGAAAGAGAAUGUAGUCGAGCGACUAUAUAUGACUAAGAGACCCGUCGUGUAAUUCCCUCUAGUAAUUUAUACACGGCUAUCCGUUACUCUCGGCCAUUAGGCGAAAACGUCAACUUUUGCGAACCUCAGACAUUACGGAGUUUCGAAGAGAGAGAAACAGCGUGGGGGAGGGAGGCGGAAAAGGGAGAGCGAGAGAUGUCAAAACUUCCAGAGAUACAUGCACGUCUGGGAAAAGUUCUAUGAUAAAUAGAGGGAAAGUCCUUAAUUGGAUAUCGUAUGCCUUAUUGAAUUAUUGUUAUAUACAUGUACCAAAGUCACAUUUUGCUGGGAAAUUACGAUAACGUUGUGAAAAAAGGGAGGUGGUCGGAACGGGGCGGGCGAGGUUUCGGGACGCAGCUGAAAGAUUGAAGCAGAAUUAUUAUUAACGCGGAAGGUGCGCUUACUUUACGCCGACACGCUGACGAAUUCGUUCCGACCGAGUUCUUGCCACUGCUACUCAAAUGCACUCGAGUCCGUGUAGCCGCGUGUCAUCGUUGUGUCUCUCUCUGUCCCGGAUGAGGCGUUGAAGACAAUCGGGAAGAAGUCUAUUCCGAGUUUCUUCUCUCGAGAGAAUCUCUUGGGAAUACCGCGCGGACGUGCAACUAGCAAAUAGAUCACGGGUAACUCUGCACAUUACUCUGUACUUCUCAUUCCACACGUUCUCACAGCGACCGCCGAAGUCGUCGGGCAAGAACGAAGUUCUCAGCGGUGCACGGCGUACAGCAGGUCGCCCCGAAGUCGCGCAAGACAAGGAGCUUGAAAACUCGUGAGUGCUGCCGAAUUGCCAAAUGUAACAAUCAAACAGUGUCUAGUCGAAGUAAAAAAAAAGAAAAACAAAAAGAGAAAAAAAAAAAGAGAGAAAUCUAGGAAGAAUCAGGAAUGAUAUACGACUGAGUGCGUGAGAGUGCGCGACUGUGCGUGCGAUUGUGCGUGCCAAGUAGCUUAGCGCGACUUUAGGCGGGAUGCGAGACUUUUUAGAAACUGUACACAAGUUCGUGUCGAUUGAUUUUAGCGUCUAACGUUCGUACAACUACGUGAAACCUUCUCUCGGUGCCUUUCUGCCGCACUUCUUCCAUCGUCGUUUAGAGAAAUAUACACACACAUUUUCUCUCUCUCCCUCUCUCUCUCUCUCUCUUUCUCUCUUCACCAUCUUCAUCGACUUUUCCCUUUCAUCCCUUCUUCCUUCCUCAUUCUGGCCCUUCUUUACGAGUGUUUCCGCGCGACAUCGUCUGGAUCUUGACCGCGCUGCAGUUGAGAUCGCGUAUUUCCUUCUUCUACUUUUUCUUCUCUUUUCUCCUUCUUCUUCUUCUUGCUCGGUCCAUUCAAUUACAUAUUUCUUCGCUCCGCUUUGACUCGGUUGUUGUCUAAUUGGUUCUGUUUCUGCUGUCCAAUUCAAUGGUUCUUUUCGCAAGAUUACGAUCGCAAGAUCUACGGGAUAAUGAUUAACAGAAGAAGAUUGUAUUGCACAUGUGUUGCGAAUUAUUAUUUCGGCAAACCGCUUCACAACCCUUACCCUAAUUGGGACAAAGUUAUUGCAUUGUUAUUGUUAUCGUAUCGCGUGCAUUGUGCAGAAAUCGUCGUUGAAUUUCUUGUUGCAUUUGAUUCUUAUAUUGUUACAGUGUUUUCUUAAAGCUUGAAAUAUAUCUGGAGGAAAAAAGCAAAAGAAAAAUCAGCAGCCUCGCUACUCACGUAAUUAAUAAGCGACGGUCCUCUCGAAGAAUUCCGUCGCGUUUUAGUACUUAUAUAAUAAGCGACAGUUUACAAUCCAAAACAGCGAUUUGUUUGUUCAAUAAAAGAGAGACGACAGUAUUUUACGCUAUGUUGAAGAUAUUUUCUAAGGUCAGGUAGAAAACAAAACAUGACAAACGAAAAAUCGCAGUGAAGCGGGCGCACGGAACUUCUCUCGCGUUGACAAUUAUAGAAAGACCUUCGUACUUUUAUAAUUUUUCUACUCUUCAACAUUAUAUAGAUAUUUUAAGAGUAAGGAACUCACAAACAGCGCCUAGACUCGCUAAGCAUUUCCGCUAUAGAUGACUCUGUAAUCUCCUCUUAACGUGUAUUAAUCAUCUCGAAACAUCGCAUUCUCCUUCUUAUACAUCGUCUUCUUAUACAUCGUGUUUCUCUUCCUUCUUUCCUUGAACAAGUCUGUGACAAAGUGCAUUUACUGUGCCAAAAGUGGAUAUGUAUGUGUAAGUUUCUUCGAUUAAAAGCUUUCACAAUCUUUGUCAGAUAUAUUUUCAAAAUAAUUACAUUUUUCUCUCUCUUUCUCUAUGAAUUUACUCAAUGAAUUUACUAAUUACACUCUUAGGCGUAUCAAACUGACGGAAACUUUUUAUCAGUAUCUCCCUUUCAUAAUUUUUGCAAAAAGGAAUAUUUUGAACUAGAUGCAAAUAAUGAAACUAGGAGUAUUAAAGCCCAAUACCUAUAAACUUCUUUGGUACCAAAUAGUUUUAAUAUAUAUAUAUAUAUAUAUAUAUAUAUAUAUAUAUACGAUUGACAUAAUUUCAAUAUAAUGAAAAAAAAAGAAACACGGAAAAUAUAAGCUGGCACUUUGUCAAUUCUUUCGAGGUCUUAGUGUAUGAGAUAUUAUAUUCCCUUUUCAUAAUUCACUAUCUCUGUCUUUAUGUAUGUAAUUUGACGACAAUCCGCAUUUCUGAUGCAUUAACUGAAUAAUAGACAUUUUUAUACACA